Molecule: messenger RNA, 276 nt
Organism: Didymodactylos carnosus
Lineage: Eukaryota; Metazoa; Rotifera; Eurotatoria; Philodinida; Philodinidae
Source: the annotation of a GenBank genome assembly
AUGGGAGAAGUGGUGCUGCCAUUAUUAAUGAUAGUGAGGAAAGAUGAAGAAGUAAUGAUUAAAAAAACACAAGGUUAUGCAAAAAGAUUUAUUAGCGUAGUGGAAAAUUUACGUCUAAACUAUAAAUUUGCCAUUGAAACGGUAUCGGAUGAAACAAACAAUAUAAACUCACCAUCACUAUCAGAAACAGUUAAAGUGAAUCCGAAUCCAGCAAUAACAUCAUCAAUAAUGGUAGUCGAGGAUGGAAACGUAACAGCCGAAAAGACAAGUGCUUAG